Molecule: messenger RNA, 1330 nt
Organism: Babjeviella inositovora NRRL Y-12698
Lineage: Eukaryota; Fungi; Ascomycota; Pichiomycetes; Serinales
Gene: KRE9
Product: Kre9p
Exons: 1
Coding region: 289-1137 (282 amino acids)
Biological process (GO): cell wall biogenesis; fungal-type cell wall organization; (1->6)-beta-D-glucan biosynthetic process
Cellular component (GO): extracellular region
Source: RefSeq, a predicted model, not a curated record
CUCAAACUCUCAACCACGCUAACACUCGAUUAUUUUUCCUCGACGCGUCGUGGCCAGACCUAGGUCGUGUGCAGCGCCGCACGCCUUUCCUGUUUCGGCGCUCGUAGUUUCUCCGGUCCUAACGCGGCGCAGUUUCUUUUUCUGAUGGGAUCAAAUAUUUAUGGUUCAUGUUUUACCUCUUUAUCCUUACACGCUGUACCUGGAACUUCCUCUAUUACUUGCUACCCCCUAAUUCAUCUUUCUACUGAGCUUUAACAUAGCCUUGUUUAGCCUUCAACACCGAGUACAAUGUUCAGUCUUACGUCGUUCCUUUCGUGUCUUUUCGCAUUCACAUUCUUGCACACAGCCAUCGCCGACAUCUCAUUGUCGAACCCUGUUCCUGGUUCCAGCUUCAGCGGGUCGACCGGGACGGUCUCGAUCUCUGUCGAGUGGAUCGACUCCGGUGGUGCCCCGCCAGUGUCGGAAAUUGAAUCCUACACUUUCUCUCUCAUGACCGGUAGCAACCUGGACAUCUCGAAUAUCGCCACGCUUGCCGAUGCGGUCUCUGCUCUGAAAAUCACCGACGAUACAUACACCGUUACGUUUAAAAACACGGUCUGUGGUAAUGGUUUGUUCUACAUACAGGUCUAUGGGGCUUUACUGGCUUCUGCUGGGUCCACCAUCCAAUACACCAACCGGUUUACCUUGACCGGUAUGACAGGCUCAAAGGUUGCAUCUGGGUCUGGGUCUCCUCCUCAAGGUCAGAUAUCUCUCGUCACCGGUGGAACCGCUGCUGCUUCUAUAAACCCUGCGUCCUUCUCCGUUCCAUACACGUUACAGACGGGGUCUACACGCUACGCGCCUAUGCAAUUGCAGCCAGGCACCUCCAUCACUGUUACCACGUGGUCUAGACGGUUCCCAACCUCUGCUGUCACUUAUUUCACUACCAAAAUGGCUUCUCCGGUAGUUUACUCCACUGUCACACCCGGCUGGUCCUACACCAUUAACUCGCAGCCAAACUACGCAUCCCCGGCACCUAACCCAUCCAUCGCCGGCUGGUAUGCCGCCAGCGAGCGUUUGGUGAGUGCCAGUUUAUCUGGAAGCAGCAACACAACUGCCAAAGCCAAGCGUUACAACAAAUGGGUGGAUGAAGCAUAAGCUGAUUCCUGGAAUGCAAACCCCAAGUGGAGAUUUACUAUCGCUGAAAGCUAGGCGAGUAUCCCCUGUCUCCCUCACGUUUUUAUCUUUCUUUGGUUCUUUAUAUUUACGCAGUAACUUUUCCUCCGAUGUAGGGUGUAACUGAAUUGUAUUUAAGUAUUUGUUUCCGGUCUCGCAUCGUACUGCUAAAUCA